AUGGCAGCCCAGACACAGGUGGCCCCUGAGCUUGUUGCUCCCGAGCUUGACCCGAAAUACGACAACUUCGAUUACCCCACGAAAGCUGCCAAAGCCCAAGAUGGUCACCCGGGGCACUGCACGGAGGCACAGAAGGCUCAGAUACAUCAACUUCGCAUGAUGCUAGAGUCUGAAGGCGUCACGCAACGCCUCGACACUUUGACUCUGCUGCGCUUCCUCAGAGCUCGCAAGUUUGACGUCAACGCCUCCAAGGCCAUGUUCGUCGAGUUUGACAAGUGGCGCAAGGAGGUUCAUCUGGACGCUCUUGUUCCUACUUGGGAGUACAAGGAGAGGGAGCAGAUGCUCAAGUUCUACCCCCAGUACUACCAUAAAACCGACGUUAUGCGCACCAUCACGACCGACGAGCGCAUGCUGGAUAACCUCGCCGUCGAAUACGAGAAGUGCGCCGACCCUCGUUUCCCAGCCUGCUCCGUCGUCCAGGGAACUCUCGUCGAGACCUGCUGCACCAUCAUGGACCUCAAAGGUGUUAGCAUUGGCAACGCUUCCCAGGUUUAUGGCUACGUCAAGCAGGCAUCUGUGAUCUCGCAGAACUACUACCCCGAGCGUCUGGGAAAGCUGUACAUCAUCAACGCACCUUGGACCUUCUCGGUUGUCUGGAGUGUCGUCAAGGGCUGGCUUGACCCUGUUACCGUCAACAAGAUCGACAUUCUCGGUGGUGGAUACGCCAAGGAGCUCCUCAAGCAAAUUCCUGCCGAGAACCUCCCAGUCGAGUUUGGUGGCAAGUGCAAGUGCGCCGAAGGCUGCCAGAACAGCAAUGCUGGUCCUUGGCAGGAACCUCAGUGGAAGAACAGGGCUUGGUGGGACACGCCAGAGGCUAAGCAGCAGGCUCUCGCGGCCCUCAAGGGCACCUCGAAGGAUCCCCAUGUCAUUGUCAACGAGGGCAGCGAGAUAGUCACUGCUCCCACCGGUGCCGCCGGCGCAGCCCCCGCCGGUACCGCCGACGCGGGCGCUCCUGCCGGUACCGCCGACGUGGGCGCUCCUGCCAAGGCCACGGCUUAA
Messenger RNA from Verticillium dahliae VdLs.17, 1059 nucleotides. Its product is annotated as SEC14 cytosolic factor. NCBI's taxonomy places the organism in Eukaryota, Fungi, Ascomycota, Sordariomycetes, Glomerellales, Plectosphaerellaceae. Bases 1 to 1059 code for a protein of 352 amino acids. The record is from RefSeq and is a predicted model, not a curated record. The transcript has 4 exons.